Messenger RNA from Eurytemora carolleeae, 1092 nucleotides. RefSeq names its product acid-sensing ion channel 4-like. Gene Ontology annotation, molecular function: ligand-gated sodium channel activity. Gene Ontology annotation, cellular component: membrane. NCBI's taxonomy places the organism in Eukaryota, Metazoa, Arthropoda, Copepoda, Calanoida, Temoridae. The transcript has 16 exons. The record is from RefSeq and is a predicted model, not a curated record. The coding region runs from base 7 to 1086 and encodes 359 amino acids. Gene Ontology annotation, biological process: sodium ion transmembrane transport.
UUCUAUAUGGUCUACUACUGCUACCAGGCUUGGCAAGACAAUCCAAUCUUGACAUCUGUAGCUCAGAUUCCUAUUGAGAGUAUAGUGUUUCCUCCAGUAACUAUUUGUCCUCUCUAUAAUGAAAAUGUUGAUGAAGCUUCAAGGUUAUCAGAGCAAUCCAAUAUCUCUGAUUUCGUUUCCUUCUGUUCAUUUCGUCGGAACGGGUUGGAUCAGAAGACAGUCUGCAAUAGGAUACAGCUUGUAACAAACGAGCUAGGAUACUGUUUAACAUUUAACAAUGUUGAUAUUAACCUGGUUGAUACUGAGAGACUAGAGGGACCAACUAAAGUACCUGGAGUGGGAAAGAAGAACGGUCUGGUCCUGCAGCUGAACCCUGCUCCGUACUCAGUUCCAGUUCUAUACAGGAUUUUUAUCAGUGAAAUUGGAACAACAUAUUCAAAGGUUUAUUUUGAUGUUGACAUUGGUAAAAGCGGAGAAAUUGACUUUGAUAUUCAUGGACUACAUUUUGUCCAGGCUGGAACCGGUUUUAAAGAGUGGAAUGAGUGGGCUAGGGUCUGUUACUUCCCUGAUCAGCAAGAUUUACGGUUCUUCAGUUACUACAUGCAGGCAAACUGUAGGCUAGAGUGCGACUGGAACAGGACGAUAUCUGUGUGUGGCUGUGCACCUAAAUCUUAUAAUCUGAUUGGUGUACCUGACUGUAGAGAAUCAGAGAUGGCCUGCUGGAGAACAACUAUGGAGAAGGUGAGCAAUGAACCAGAAGACCCUCGUUGUGAUUGCAAGAAUGAUUGUGAGAUGACCCAUUUCUUCUACUCCAUGCGUCAAAUUGAAUCUAAGACGAAUUCAUCCAGUAUGAGCAUGUUCUUCAGUUUUGAUACUCAUAUCAUCACACAGAUAAAUAUACAGCUCAGGCUCUCAUUCUUCGAUAAAGUUGCUUCUAUUGGUGGACUCCUUGGACUAUUUACCGGGGUUUCCAUAAUUUCAGUGCUUGAGAUCCUGGUGUACCUGUGUAUGUUAGCCUCCACGCUAUUUAUUGCCAGGUCGGGGACACACAAGACCUCUCCGAUAUCAAUAAAGCAAAUGCCCUAAAGAGUG